UAUAAGCGGAGUCUUCAUACGAGACUGAACAUUUUUUGUGUUAGUACCGGCGAGUCGUGGUGCUCGCACGUCAAAGAGGCUGCGGGCCGACGAAUGCCAGUAUGGUGCGCGCGACGUGUGAUACGAAAAGCCACCGUUAAAUCGCACACGACAAGCUCCGGUUAGGCGCGACUUCCCUUAAAGUGCGGUGGCGAAAAGCAGAGGGAACGCUUCAGGAGUAAGGAGAUUCACGUAGUGUCGGAUAAUCUGUGUGUAGUGCCAAGACUGCGGUUUACGCGCGUGUGUCAUGGUUAAAUUCAAGAUGCUAUUUGCGCUGUUCUGCGUCCUGUUAAUUGGACAUCAUGUACAAGCGGUAGUCAACAAAGCGACCUCGCAAGUACCGUUAAUCAAGGAAGAAGAGAAAUCCAAGGUUAAAGCCGAUGACAGAAUAAGUAAUACUUUCGAUUCUCCGGCUGACGAGUACGGGCCACCGUUGGGAUCUGGUUUUAAGGGACCAGCGCCAGUAUAUGGGCCACCGGAAUUAGUCGGUAAUCUUGGACCAACACCUAUUUAUCCGCCGCCACCGCCGGAAUUGCCGCCACCUGUAUUCGGAUCGUUGGCCGUCUCCUACGGGCCACCACGAGGUGUUAAGCCGCAAUAUGGGCCGCCGAAACAAAGUUUCGGCCUGGCGACGUCUUCCCUUUUUUCUAAGCCUACUUACGGCCCGCCGAAACUUCAUUAUGGACUACCGAAACAACACUUUAUGCCGCCGUUGAUUUCGUUCCCGCCGUUCAGAUCACCGAAACCGCAGUACGGCCCGCCAUUGAAGCUCGUAGCUACAUCGAGUCAGCAAUAUAUACCGCCUAAGCCAGGUCACGGACCACCUAUCCCUCUAUCGCUCGAGACUUACGGUCCACCGCCUCCGAAAUUAGCUAUUCAGUUUAAUCCUCUGCCCAAUGACGAGUACGGUCCACCGCCGCCGCCCGUAUCUGUGCCGCAACCGCAAUACGGUCCACCGGCCGGUGAUUUAUACGGACCUCCACCGCCAGCACCUCCGCCAGGAGUUCCAGCGCCACCCACACCCCCUGACAUAAAGUACGAUGGAUGGCAGCCCAUCGCGGGAUUGGCUACCACCCCUAAUCAAAGUGGUCCACCGACAGAUACAUAUGGCCCUCCCCUCGACGCGAAGCAUAAUUACGUCGAAAGUUCGGCGGGAACGCAAUUGUCUCACGCUUCAUUGAGCACCUCGAUAGAUGCGAAUGUGCCCAGCGAUUCCUAUGGCGUGCCGUUGCAGAACCCUGAAGAUCAAGAUCUGAAGACGUCCGUGCGCGAGUCCUCGGCUUCCUCGGAGAGCAAUGGAUUACCGCCGCCGCCGUUGCCGCAGAACGAACCUCUGCACAACAAUCAAGGUCCGGGUGUCAUCACUACGUCCAGUCAAUCCGAUCAUCAGUUCGGUCGACAGCAAUUAAACUUACAGUACGGAGCGCCGAACAUCGAACCACUGUCCAUCGUAAAGACAGUGGGAUUUGAACUGUUGCCGACAACCGGCGCUUUGAACGCGGACCUCUCAGGUUCAGGUGGUACUUCUGACAUCUCAUCAUUCAAUCACAUCUCAAAUUCGGUUAAUACCAAUUCCGCUCCGCUUCACUCGGGACUAGAGUUGACAUCGGAUAGUGGCGCAUCCCACGCCGACGCUCUAAGCAAUGGCGGAGGUGCUCACGGAUUUCAAAAUAUAGGAAACGAUCUGUCCCUGCAACAGCUUCCGCAGCAAUCGCCGUCGAGCGAUUACGGUCCGCCUUUAACUGCUUUUGGAAAGCCUACCGAUAUACCAGGAGCAUCUCUGCUUUCUCCUCCACCUUUAAAUUCCUACGGUGCACCACCUCUUUCCUCUUACUCGCCUAAUGGUCCCUAUCCUGCGGCGCACGGAGGACGAGGCUCGUUGUUUUCGUCAUUCGGAAUAUUUGGAGGCUCUUUUCAUAAGCAGAACCUGCAUUCUCCUCGUUUUCAUGGCCCAUUCAGGCCGCCGUCAAUUCCCGUUGGCUCUUUUAUACCACCGCGAAAUCGAGAUCCGAUUAAAUUCAGGGAACCAAUACCAACGGGACUCUUGUCAAAUCUUAAUCGCUAUUUACCGCCAUUUGCAAAACAACAGCAGUUACCAAAUCUUCACGUGCCAGUGUCUUUCCGUCAUACGUCGGGCUCGGGUAAUUUAUUUUCGGGCUCUUUCGGAUCGUCAGGUUCGUUUAAUCUACCCCACUUGCAUUCUCCGAUUGCCGCGCCUCACGUUCAAUACGGAACUCCGUUAUCGUUCAACGAUUUCAAUACACCAGCACCACACUUAACUUACGGAGCACCUAAUUUUGGCCCACCGACCUCCUUUAUCUCAACAUCUUCCGGAUUUGGUAAUAAUCUCUACAGCGGAAUUGGUAAUACGCUGACAACGUACGGAACACCUGUGGUAAACGCGCCAUUAUCAAUCGGCGGCGGUGGUUACGAUUGCAAUUCCUUGCAGCCACUCUUGCCCGUGAACGGGGCGUUGCAUUCAAGUGGAGGACUGUCCGCAACCGGAGAGCUACCUUUAAGCGGUAGUUUACCUUCAGGCGGAGAAUUGCAUUCCAGCGGAGAGCUACACUUGAGUGGAGGCUUAUCUUCGGGUGGUGAAGGGCCCUCGAGCGAGGGACUAUCGUUAGGUGGUGGAUUACCCGCGCAUUCUAGCGGCAAGCUCGGUUUUGAAAAUGCAGGGCCCUCCGCUGGAAACGCGGACAGUCACAACGCGGUUUUCGCGGGAAACGAUUUAUCCGACGUCAACAAUCAGAAUUCCGUUUUCGCGGAUAAUUUACUGCCGCUCACGAAACCGCUUGACAAUUUUCUGGGAGGUCCUCCGGUGAGCACACUGGAUUUAGAGCAUACCGAACUGCAGAAGACCAAUUUAAAGGACAGCUACGGCAAUCCCGUAGGACUAACUUACGAUUCGUCGAACGAAGCGAGCGAUGCCAGUGCCGUUCACACAUCCGUUGCAGACAUCUCGAACGAGCUGUCCGCGCAAGUGUCUAGUCAGUCUCGUAAUGUCUAUCCCGCGGCAUCGUCGUUCGUGCGCGGUUCAGGAAUCUCGGCCGAAGCGCUAACAGCAAGCUUGACCGCGCAGGGCUUGAGCCACGAGAAGAACAUCGGAUCGAAUGAGGUGGACGCUAGUCAAUUUCUGAAAUCGAGCGAGGGUAGCGAGGCAUUGUCACUGGCCCAGAGACUGACCGCUGACAAUGCCGACGGCUUUGAGAUUCACGGUUCCAAGGGCACUUACAGAUUGCAGAUACAGCCAGCGGACGGCGGACUGGGCACCGAGAACUCGGAUGGCAGCAUCCGACACGAUCAGGUGUUGUCGAACGGCCUUCUUCAGGACAUACUGGCUGCCAUAGAGCAGCCGGAAAACGGUGUUAUACAACUUCAAGGUUUACCGCAGCUUCAGCAAUUGGAUAAAGUUUUCGGUCCUGAUUUGCAUCCGCAAGAAACUGGUGUCACCAACGGUCACUUCAUCACCGUAGAUAGUCAAGCGCAAAACAACGGACUGCAAGAUCGGGUCGAAAAAGUUAGCGAUAAGGAUGAGGAUAGGAAGUAUUUAAAAAAUCAAUCGUCAAUAGCUUUGUUCUUUGAUACUAAAUACGGAGAAGCGAAAAAAGAGAUUAGGUCGACGUCGAAAAACGAAACACAAGUCAUGAGGGAAAAUAAGCAGAACAACAAUAAAACAAAAUCCUCGUAAAUUAAUUCAUAAGUGCCUUUGUAAAAAUAUUUUUCAGUACUCUUAAUAUAGCUUCGCAAUCGCCCUGAUUCUCUUUGCAGAGACUUCUGUUGAUUUCCACUUUCGACGAGAGAGAAGAUAGCGCUGCUAACGUGAUGCCGUUUACUUUCUUUGCUUGUGAUUAAUCAAAAUAUCGAUUCUUCAUAUUAAAAUUAUGUUGCGAUAGUCACGACACAUCUUCGAAUGUUUCUUGCAUAUUCGAAUAUCUUGAAAAAUAUAGAUACUUGGCGCGAGACACCGCGCGCCGCCGCCGUCGCGUCUCUUGAUAAAAACAUGUAACAUUCUAGCGUUACAAGUUCUUUGGUAUUUUUGCUUCAAAUGUAUGACCGCAACCGCAAACGAUCAUUUGUCCAUGUAUAUCAAUAUAUUAGAAUUUCUAUUCCAAAAAAAAGUUGCGAUAAAUCGAUGUUUAGCAAUUCAAUGUUGAAACUUUCUAGUAACUCGUUUUAUUGCAUUUAUUUUUAAAAAUUGUUUCAACAAAGACACGAGAUUGCGUAAUUUAAUAGUACGCCGAAGAAAUAUCUGAUCGACUGGAAAUUGAAAUUAGAAGGCAUGAAAUGCGCGAACACGAAACGAAAGUUUACGCAAUCCUUUUUUCUUUUUGCAAUCUUAUUUUCGUUUAAGCAAGCGAAAGUGACGAUUGCUUGUUGGCCAGUAUCGAUAACGUCCUAUUAGACGAAUCGUCCGCUUGCUCAAGAAUUUCUCGCCUCUCACCAAGAUUACAGAGCGCUUGUGGGAAGAGACGCGGAGGGGGGGGGGGGGUAUCAACGGCAUUUUUAUCGUGUGAGAAGAUUUCACGUUCGUGAGUGCUGAUCCUUUUUAUCAGGUCAAACGUUUGCUAAGAUCCGACUCAAAACGCUCCGACUUUUCCGUGUCCUCGCGUCAGCGGCUUAUCUUGUCCUCGUCCAUGGAAAUCUCGUUGACUCGAUAGUUCUUUCGAGAACUAGGUACGAGGGGAAUUAUUUAAAUGUCGAACGAGAUUUUUGUCGGAUUAUUGAUAAUCGAUCGCCACCACGCCUUUCGAUCCGAUUCGAAAAAAAAAGGUGGCCAAAGUCUGGCAUUCGCUGCUCUCGCACAAUGCAUGAAAACGUUAAGCGCGCGGUAUACGAGGCGACAUUUAUUAACACCUGUAUGUAGGUCAAUAGGUUACGGCACUCCGCUCUCGCGAAGCGUCUGCAGUUAGCGAUACCGGUGCACUCGUGUAAAGUCACUUGGUCAUUCGCCAGUUGGAUUGAUCGACGGCCUCGUAUCUUUCACAGAGUUUUUAGUCUUUACCGAGGUGAAAGUUCAGAACCUCAUUUUAACGACCCGGCGGCACAGCGCCCGGUUCCUAUGAGAAUCUCGUUCCGAGUGAAACGCAUUGCUCGUCUCUCUGCGGACGCGUGCAAGCGCGACACGCUUGGUUUUACAUGCCUUUGUGACGAUAACCGGCGGAUGCGGACCUACAUUACCGUCUAGUCCGCCGUCAGGUGCGUGCGAGGAGAUACACGCAUGCCGUACGCGUGCUUUAGGGCCGUGCACGCGGAGAACUUAAAAAAAAAAAAAAAAAAAAAAGAAACGUCGACUACCAUCGGGCACGAGAGAACGCAAGCGAUGUACGUUACUUCCUUCCGCCGCUCGCGUAUUAACGACUUUUACGCGACUCAGGAUUCGCAGUUCUGCGCGUAAGUUGAAAAUGAGCGCCUGUCGUGAAAGCGCACCGUUAAAAUCCCGAGUGUGGCAUAAUCUUAAAGUUCUUGCAUUUUUAUGCCCUUUCGCCUGGCAAACGGUUAUGCAUAACUUGGUGUAU
Molecule: messenger RNA, 5558 nt
Organism: Wasmannia auropunctata (little fire ant)
Lineage: Eukaryota; Metazoa; Arthropoda; Insecta; Hymenoptera; Formicidae
Product: methyl-CpG-binding domain protein 6-like
Exons: 2
Coding region: 287-3730 (1147 amino acids)
Source: RefSeq, a predicted model, not a curated record